This is a messenger RNA of Cajanus cajan (pigeon pea), 2669 nucleotides long. RefSeq names its product pentatricopeptide repeat-containing protein At1g55630. The record is from RefSeq and is a predicted model, not a curated record. Lineage: Eukaryota; Viridiplantae; Streptophyta; Magnoliopsida; Fabales; Fabaceae. Gene Ontology annotation, molecular function: protein binding.
UAAUGAAACGAUGCGUCAAGAGUUAUGCACCUUCUUUUUCCUUGCUCCACCGUGUUAGGGUUUUGCAGAGUCGCCAUUUUUGUUUUCUUCACACUUCACUCGCACCACAGACAAUGAAUUCCGGCUCCAUAUAAUGCCACUACCCGACACCGCAACGUUGUUUGGACCAAUACUUCAAAAUAUCGUUCGACACGGUACGCUAUUUUGCCCCUUCGCGUUUUUCUCGUCGAUCUUCUAGAAUCUAUCCGUUUCGCGAAACUUGGUUUUCGAUUUGAUGAAUAUCCAUCGACUCGCUAGCACAGUGGGCUUCUGGAAGCUUUCACCGCAAGGAAACUCCAUUCCACCAUUGCCCAAAUCGCGUUCGUUGCGCAAUUUUCGGAGAUGAUGGGUUCGAAUUCGAACCAUGAAUUCAAUAAUCCUUUUAGGUCCAAAAAUGGUCCACAAAUUUUCCCAUUCGUUGAUUAUUUUGCGUAGAUUAUGCAGCCAUCCGUUUGAUGGGGAUGAUGGAUUUGAAUUUAUUGAGGAGCCUUUGAAAAAACUGGGUUCAGAUUAUGAUGAAAGGCUCCAUUUGAAGGAUGAUUUUGGUGGUAACCAAAAGCAGUUUUCACUUAGGAAAGGGUUCAUAGAAACUGUUAAGUUAGAUGCUAAGAGGGUUCUUGAGGUACUCCGGCAAGAUGGUCCUGGUCUUGAUGCCAGGUUGGUUUUAGGUGAGUUGCAUGUAAGGCCAUCGGGGCUUCUUGUGAGGGAGGUUCUCUUUGGAAUUUUGAAGAACAUAAAUUGUGAGAAUAAGACCAGGUGUGCGAAGCUGGCAUAUAAGUUUUUUGUGUGGUGUAGUCAGCAAGAGGGUUACCGGCACACUGCGAAUGCGUAUCACUUAGUUAUGAACAUAUAUGCUGAGUGCGAUGAGUUUAAGGCGUUGUGGAGGUUGGUUGAUGAGAUGAUUGAAAAAGGGCUUCCUGCUACUGCUCGAACUUUCAACAUCUUGAUCCGGACUUGUGGUGAGGCGGGGUUGGCUAAGAAAUUGGUGGAGAGGGUCAUAAAAUCAAAGACGUUUAACUUUAGGCCUUUUAAGCACUCAUACAAUGCAAUCCUGCAUGGUCUUCUUGUUUUAAACCAGUACAAGUUGAUUGAGUGGGUUUAUCAGCAGAUGAUGCUUGAUGGAUUUUCUUCGGAUAUUUUAACUUACAAUAUUGUCAUGUAUGCCAAGUAUAGACUUGGAAAGUUGGAUCAGUUCCACAGACUGCUUGAUGAGAUGGGUAGAAAUGGAUUUUCUCCAGAUUUUCAUACCUUCAAUAUUCUUCUUCAUGUUCUUGGCAAAGGGGACAAACCACUUGCAGCUCUCAAUCUUUUAAAUCACAUGAGAGAAAUUGGUAUAGACCCAACUGUGCUUCAUUUCACUACAUUGAUAGAUGGACUCAGCAGAGCUGGGAAUCUGGAUGCUUGCAAAUAUUUUUUUGAUGAAAUGAUAAAGAAUGGGUGCAUGCCAGAUGUUGUGGCUUACACUGUAAUGAUAACAGGAUAUGUAGUGGCUGGUGAGCUUGAGAAAGCGCUGGAAAUGUAUCAAGAUAUGGUUUCUAGAGAACAAAUUCCAAAUGUUUAUACAUACAAUUCCAUAAUUCGGGGAUUAUGUAAGGUGGGAAAAUUUGACGAGGCAUGCUCAAUGCUCAAGGAAAUGGAGACCAAAGGUUGUAGUCCAAACUCUGUUGUCUAUGAUUCAUUAGCGAGUUGUUUGCGAAAUGCUGGAAAGACUGCUGAUGCUCAUGAAGUGAUACGACAGAUGACGGAGAGGGGGAAGUAUGCCCACAUGCAUUCAAGAUUCAAAGGGCAUAAGGCAUAAGCUAGAUUUUCAUGUUGUAUUAGUCAACUCAUGAGACAUCGACAUUUUAUCUGGUUAAUUGAGACCAAUGACCUGCUGCUUGUUCAGCUGAUUAGAAGCUGGAGAGAUAAAUUCCAAGACUAAGUCUCCUGGUUCAUUGGUGCAUUUCCCCAAAUCCAGAGCAAGAACCAGCUGCAUAAAGUGUUGCCAAUUUUGUCUGCUGGCUUCUUUGUUGCUUUCCACCAACAUUCUUUAGCUGGUUGCUUUUCUGUGGAUUCAAAGACAGAUAUUUACUCUGCGGCCACAUUCAAGAUGAAGAUUGGAAAGCUUAUCCCCUCUUAUUGUCAGGGUGGUACAACCUCAUACGGGGUGAAGUUCUUCAAUUUUCUACCGAUGGAAUUGGCAACUCAGAAAUUCGAACCCAAGUGUGUACAUUCAUCAUCCAAGUCCAGGGGCUCGUGUAUCUGGCUGCUGUCUGUAAUGAUGAACGCGGACAUUGCUUCUUUGGUCUCAGUGGCUCUUGGUCGUUUCUACCAUGGUUUUAUACGUAUAUUUAUUUAUUCUUGAUUGAGUUGUUCAGUUGAGAAUGAUUAAAAUAUUACAUAGUUGCCGUAUGGCAUUCCUAUACAUACAAUCAAGGUAUAAUAGCCUAACAGGACAAUUGAUCAGUACAAUUUUUUUGGGUACUAGAGUCCCUAGAAUGUAGGGGCUAGGACCCAGAGGGGAAGAGGAGAGACUAGGAGAAUAGAAAACGAAUGUUUCAUUUUAGGGUGUUGACCCCUACUGCAAAGCAAGAACACUGAAAUUUUGAUCUUAUUUUUCUCAUCCAAGAAAGGACUUAAAAUUGCUGAAA